This is a messenger RNA of Cavia porcellus (domestic guinea pig), 593 nucleotides long. It is a transcript of the gene Smim23, whose product is annotated as small integral membrane protein 23. Bases 75 to 497 code for a protein of 140 amino acids. The transcript is spliced from 4 exons. Lineage: Eukaryota; Metazoa; Chordata; Mammalia; Rodentia; Caviidae. The record is from RefSeq and is a predicted model, not a curated record.
UACCUGGUGACCAGAGGUGAGGAAGCGCCAUCUGCCUGUCCACAGGAGACACCUGUGGCACCUGCCCUGAGGACAUGGAAUUCCAACAGAUGGACGGCAGGGCAAGGGUGGCAGCUCAGCUGUUUGAACAGAGAAGGGGCAGCCACUGCGAGGACAAGAAGCAAACGCUGUUCACACUGCUGGUCUUGGUGCUGUACUUGGGCACGGGGAUAUCAGGAAGAAAUUGGGAGGUGUACGAAAGAAUCAGGGAAUGCAACUUCUCCCAGAAUCCUUUGGCUUCCCAGGGGUAUGGCUAUCACACCAGACAACCCUCCGAAGAGCCAAUAAAGCUCCUCAGAGACUGGCUGAAGAAGGGCCUGCAUGUUUUCUUGGAGAAGUUAGAGGAAGAAGUGCAGGAGCUGGAGCGGCUAGUGUGGGACCUGGAGUUGUGGCUAGAUGCUCUCCUGGGGGAGCCAUGCCUGGAAGAACCCUACUCCGGCCACAAAAUUCCCUUGUGAAGAUCAGUCCCUGGGAUCUGGGAGGAGAAAGGUGGGAAAUGGGAAAGAUAGGCUGAGUUCUGAUACUUCACGCUCAAGGCAAGCAAGAGAAUAAAC